UAAUUUACAAUUUUUUAACCUUUGCCUUUUUUUGGGCUUAUUUUAUGCUUAUCACAUUGUGUAUAUUAAUACCAAUAGUUUGUCUCUUGAUCAUCUGUGAGUCUUGGACUCUCUAUAAAAUCAAUGGCCACUUCGGAGUGCAUCAGUCAAGCUUUCUUAACAGUGCCCUUUGCCUUCUCCAUUGCUCUUGGUUGUCUUUCUUUGUUUUUUCUCCUGUUCUUCAUUAAAAAUUCUAAGUUCACUCGGAAGAUGGAGUCUAUCAAUCUUCCAUCUGUUCCAGAGAUUCCCGGGUUGCCUGUGAUUGGGAACUUGUUACAGUUGAAAGAGAAGAAACCACACAUGACGUUCACUAAAUGGGCUGAGAAAUAUGGACCGAUUUAUUCCAUCAGGACCGGAGCUUCUACUGUUAUUGUUCUUAAUUCAGCAGAUGUUGCUAAAGAGGCCAUGGUGACCAGAUAUUCGUCCAUUUCAACGAGGAAGCUAUCAAAUGCCCUGAAGAUUCUCACUGCCGAUAAAUGUAUGGUUGCUACAAGUGAUUAUGGUGAAUUUCACAAAUUGGCAAAACGAUGUAUUCUAUCAAAUGUAUUGGGUUCAAAUGCUCAGAAGCGACAUCGACCCUAUAGAGACACCAUGAUGGAAAAUUUAUCAAGCCAAUUUAAUGCUCACAUCAAGAAUCAUCCUCUGGAAGCUGUGAAUUUCAGAAAAAUAUUCGAGUUUGAACUUUUUGGAGUAGCAAUGAAAGAAGCUUUAGGAAGGGACGUGGAAUCAGUAUAUGUGAAGGAGCUGGGUACCUCUUUGUCAAAAGAAGAGAUACAUAGAAUUUUAGUGACUGACAUGCUGGAGGGUGCAAUUGAGGUGGAUUGGAGAGACUUCUUCCCAUAUCUAAAAUGGAUUCCUAAUAAAAGCAUCGAGAUGAAAAUUCAACGAUUAAGUUCCCGCAGGCAUGCUGUGAUGAAUGCUCUAAUGAGUGAGGAGAAAAAACGAAUUGCUUCAGGAGAGGAACGAAACUGUUAUGUUGAUUUCUUGCAAUCUGAAAGUAAAUCGCUAACGGAUUAUCAAAUAAGUAUGUUAGUCUGGGAGACAAUCAUUGAGGCUGCAGAUACUACUUUAGUUACAACAGAAUGGGCUCUCUAUGAGCUUGCUAAGGAUCCAACCCGCCAGGAUCUUCUUUUCCAGGAAAUCCAAACUGUUUGCGGGUCAAACAAGAUUACAGAGGAAAACAUAGCACAGAUUCCUUACCUAACUGCUGUAUUCCAUGAAACUCUAAGGAAGCACAGUCCAUCUCCAAUGGUUCCUUUGCGGUUUGCUCAUGAAGAUACUGAAAUAGGAGGAUACUUUAUCCCUGCUGGAAGUGAGAUUGCCAUAAAUAUUUACGGAUGUAACAUGGAUAAGAGACAAUGGGAAUAUCCUAAUGUUUGGAAGCCUGAGAGAUUUCUUGACAGUAAAUAUGAUCCCAUGGAUAUGUACAAGACAAUGGCCUUUGGAGCAGGAAAGAGGGCCUGUGCAGGUUCUCUUCAGGCAAUGUUGAUAGCUUGCACAGCUAUAGGCAGGUUGGUGCAGGAAUUCGAGUGGAGACUAAGAGAUGGUGAGGAAGAUAACGUUGAUUAUCUUGGCCUUACUACACACAAACUUCAUCCACUGCGUGCACACAUAAGGCCCAGAAAUUAGUAUUGGCAAAACACCUCAUGAAGGGCUCAUCCUGUUUCUCUGCACAACUUAGAAAUAAAUGAAGUCUGUUUUGUUAAUGGAGUUUUAAACUACCUUGGCCAAUAAAUUUUAUCUUAAGAAAUAUGCAUUAGUGCAUCGCGCAAUCAAAAAUACUAUUUCUUGUU
This is a messenger RNA of Pistacia vera, 1832 nucleotides long. Its product is annotated as ent-kaurene oxidase, chloroplastic. Gene Ontology annotation, biological process: gibberellin biosynthetic process. NCBI's taxonomy places the organism in Eukaryota, Viridiplantae, Streptophyta, Magnoliopsida, Sapindales, Anacardiaceae. Gene Ontology annotation, cellular component: endoplasmic reticulum; chloroplast outer membrane. The transcript is spliced from 8 exons. The record is from RefSeq and is a predicted model, not a curated record. The coding region runs from base 124 to 1668 and encodes 514 amino acids. Gene Ontology annotation, molecular function: ent-kaurene oxidase activity; heme binding; iron ion binding.